UAUUCAGGCAUUAGAUUAUUCAGACAGAUAAGAAUUUGAAGGGGGAGCUUGAUGAGGAGAGGAGGCGUUGUAGGAUGGGUGGAUGUGGCAAUUGAACCAGGGUCUCCGAGGUCGUAGUAUAUGUCGAGCUGCGGGGGCAUGCGCAGCUGGAGGUGGCAGUUCUCCAGGAUGAUGCGUCUGUGCCUGCGCUGGUGCCGGCUGUGCCCUAAGCGAGGGGGUCGACCCAGCAAGCCCCAGAGGAAGCUACGAGAGCUGUGGAGCUACUGGAAGCUGCUGCUCAACUCCCUCUACUUCAACAGCCUUACCAACUCUGACACCUGCCUGGACUGUGUCUUUGAGCCCGUCUACUGGAUAGUCGACAAUGUGACUCGCUGGUUUGGGGUGGUGUUUGUGUGCCUGGUGAUUGCCCUCACCAGCUCUGUGCUGGUCAUUGUCUACCUGUGCCUGCUGCCUGUCAUCCUCAACACCUACCCACUGCAGUGGAUCGUCUGGCACCUCACUUACGGCCACUGGGUCCUCAUGAUGGUCCUCUUCCACUACUAUAAGGCCACCACCACCUCCCCUGGACACCCACCACAGGUUAAAAGUGAUACACCGUCAGUGUCCAUCUGUAAAAAAUGCAUCGUCCCCAAACCAGCCAGAACUCACCACUGCAGCAUCUGCAAUACGUGUAUUCUGAAGAUGGAUCACCACUGUCCCUGGCUCAACAACUGUGUGGGCCACUUCAACCACCGCUACUUUUUCUCCUUCUGCCUGUACAUGACCAUGGGCUGCAUGUACUGCAGCGUUAGCUGCAAAGACAUGUUCAUAGAGGCCUACAACGCUGUCGAGAGCUACUAUCAGACGCCACCGCCACUGUUUUCCUUCAGAGAAAAGAUGGUCCACAAGAGUGUCAUUUUCAUUUGGGUGCUAACAAGUUCGGUGGCAGUAGCUCUGGGAGGUCUGACACUGUGGCAUGCUAUCCUCAUCACCCUAGGAGAAACCAGCGUGGAGAGACACAUCAACAAGAAAGAGGUCAGACGCUUAAAGGAGAAAGGAAAGGUGUUCCGAAAUCCAUACCAUUAUGGGAAAAUAAACAAUUGGAAAGUGUUGUUUGGUGUGGAGGAGACCAGUCACUGGUUGACCAGAGUCCUCCUGCCGUCUAGUCACACUCCCCAUGAAGACGGACUGGUAUGGGAAUUCCCUCAGGCUCUCACCAGAAGAGACCCAAUGACCAUCUAACCUCACUACUCACCGCUGCUGGCCAGUUUCUCAUCUCCACACUAUGGCCCAGAAUCACUACUGGCACCUGGAUGGUGGAGUGAACAGAGGACUUCUUAGCCUCUGAGGAGUAGACCGUUUGGGCUUGAUAGUGACCCGUAUGUCAAGGAACCUCUGGGUGUUAGGGGACCUUAAUCUGCACACUGGUCACUGUCAUGUGAACUGUCGUUUUUCAACUGUCGUCCUGUCUUGUGAACUGAUUUUCUUUUUUUGUACUGGUAGGUAUGUUGUCCAAAGAUGACAAAAUGUGUACUUUUUAAUUGUACUGAGGUCACAGAAAAAGCAGUUUGGACUUUUUCAGUGCCAACAAAGAGCUUUUCACCAAUGACUAGGUUAGAGCUAGAUAACCACACACCUUGGCCAUUCUCCAUCUAGGGGUGAGUAGUCUGGAGACUUUUUGACAGACUUCCAUAAACUAUUCAUAUUAUCGUUCAGGCUCUAGUUAGAACAUGGUGCUCAUAUUACUGAGCAGUGCCCCAGCCAAUAUCCAGGGGUGACGUAAUACUAUGGUCGACCAUGUAAAAACGACACAUUUCAAUGAACCUAUCCGGUGUAUGUGACAAAACAUUUCGGAAUUGUCAAAAGAUUCGUAACGUGCCGUGUGAAGUUAAACACCUGUUAAAGAUUUCAGGCACUAAUGCACAGUUUUACUGGAAUAUGACGUUUCUAACAUUGUCCAUUAAUUAUCUCGCCCACAUCACAUAUGGUAAUGGAUUUCCCCAGUAGCCAUCUUUUAAGAUCACUUAACAUGGUUAAAAGCGCUUGAAUGCAUCAGACUUCCUCCCAACUGGUCUUGUGUUUGGCCACCAUUUAGAUUUAUAAUAGCCAGCCUGUAACAGUAGGAAGGGGCUACCUGGUUGCCAUAGUGAAAAAAUGUCCUCACUGCUGUGACAUGACCAAUAGGAGCUGUGCUCCAUUAUUGUACACCGCAUGUCUGUGUCAUUUGCUUUUGAUAUUAGCUUGUAUUGGUUAAUAUAAAAUAUUGUUUUUGGAGACUGUGAAGCUUCUUUUGAUAUUUCUGUUGAUUUAAAGCACUCGUACAUUUACAAAAAAAGUUUUAUUGACAGCUUAAGUUAGACAUUUUAAAUAUUGUCCACAUCGUCAGCAUAAUUUUGAGGUUCAAAGUUGGCCUAGUGAAAUGUUUAGCCAACCACAUCAAUCAUUGAAUAAUACAUGGGGAUUCGGUCCUCUUUCACACAUUCAUUAACACCCCUCUCCCCAAUAUAAAUUGUUUUCUUCUCUCUGUGCCAAGCUUGUUUCAGUACAGCUCAGUCCUUCCAAGAAGUGGCAGUAGGCUGUCACCCGUAGGUCCAUGCCACCAUGCAGUGGCCAGUCUAACUCCUCUCACGUUUGAUGGUAGAGGCAGUACAACAACAAAAAAGUGUGUCA
Molecule: messenger RNA, 2649 nt
Organism: Oncorhynchus kisutch (coho salmon)
Lineage: Eukaryota; Metazoa; Chordata; Actinopteri; Salmoniformes; Salmonidae
Product: palmitoyltransferase ZDHHC16B
Exons: 10
Coding region: 121-1221 (366 amino acids)
Molecular function (GO): palmitoyltransferase activity
Source: RefSeq, a predicted model, not a curated record